AACGUAGUAAGAGAUCAAUUUGUACACCACGUAAGCCAACAAACCAGCCUGAUGUUUAUUGGAUAAAUGAUAAUGGUGGACCAGGCUUCUGGUAAGUAUCAAGUUGACGUGUGUGUGUUCAUAUUCUGGGCUGAGGGUGUUACUCAGUGGCUUCCUGUCACUGUUAUAAGCCUACAGCCUCACAUGAGGAAAUCAAAUCCACCAGUGUGCUUCUGAAGAAAAGGUUGAGAACAGUAGCCACUGUUCAUUUGUCAAUGUGUCUUUUACACGAGGACAGGAGACCGGGCUGCUAAGAUGGAGCGUUCCGAGCCUGGAAGGUGUCAACUAGACUGCAUGGACUCUGAAAUAUCAACGCUCUCUCUAUCUGCACCUAUAGGUACUCUCUCCAGGAUGUCAGUGGCCCGGUCCAGCCCGGGUACCCCUGAUCGACCUUCCGCCCCCGGGCCCCUCCAGGCACCUCUCGGCCCUGCCUUGGUCCAGUUCCAGCUAGGCCUCUUCAGGGAGGUGGUAUGGGUGCCUAGGGGGCAGCUCAGCUUUCACCACGCCAAGAGACUGGCGGCAGAGGUCAUAGAACGCAAGGCUCCAGACUGCAGUGUGGUGGGUGUAGGGGAGAAGGUCCUCCUGUUUAGACACCAGCCUGGCUCAGAACACCACCUCCACAGACUCACAGACCAGGAUCCACUGCUGGACGGUGACCUCAUAGAGGUCAUCCUCUCAGGAUCAGCUGCUGUGACGGAGAUGAAGAUCCGCCCACACUCCCUGGCUGUCCAAUCAUAUCGCACCCCCACCUUCUGUCACCACUGUGGUGAGAUGCUGUGGGGACUGAUACGUCAAGGGUUAAAAUGUGAAGGUUGUGGGUUAGACUUCCAUAAGCGCUGUGCGCUGCAGUUGCCUAGUGACUGUAGCCGCGCACGGCGUCGUGUGUGUGGCCCCAGCCUGUCCCUGUUCCCCCCUGGCAGGCCCCGGACGCACUCCCUCUCCACACCUGCAGGAGGCAGUCUAGAGGAGAUCAGCAUGUCCAAGCCCAAGUCCAGACCCCCGUCAUGGACAGAUCACCCGGUGUGGCUGGGGGUGGGCCAGGGAAAGGAUGGUGAGAUGGGCAGGGCCAGGGUGCCCCACACCUUCCACAUCCACAGCUACACCAAGCCUACUGUGUGCCAGCACUGCCGCCACCUCCUCAAAGGCCUCUUCCGCCAAGGCCUGCAAUGCACCGACUGUAAGCUGAACUGCCAUCGUCGCUGUGAGAGCUCCCUGGUCCCCGCAGACUGUCCCGGAGAGAGGAGGAACACCAAUGGGGAAGGAGACUCAGUGUCCAGUCUCGGCUACAAGAACGACACAGAGGAUGAUGAGGAGGAUAUGAGCUUGAGUUUAACAUCACUAGAAGACGAUGACGACGAGCCGUCUACAGAGGUUCCAUUUGCUGAGAACAAGGAAGUGGGACAUCAGCCACCAAUCAUUCCAUGUUUCAGUAGUUAUAUUCCUCUAAUGCGGGUAGUCCAGUCAGUCCGUCACACUAAAAGACAGGCCAGUGGAGUACUGAGAGAGGGUUGGCUACUCCAUCACACCAACACUGACACACUGAGGAAACGGCAUUACUGGAUAUUGGACUGGAAGAGUAUCACUCUGUACCAGAACGAGAUCAACACCAAGUACUACAAGGAUAUUCCUCUAUCUGAGGUGCUGCAGGUACGAGGCCCUGCCCAGUUGUCUGUCCCCUUGUUGCCCGGCAACAGUGCCCACUCCUUCGAAGUGGUGACGGGCACGCUGGUGUACUGUGUGUUGGCGGGCCGGGACGGACAGGCCUGGGAGACCGCCGUACGCCGGGCUCUGAUGCCCGUGCUGAACAGUGGGCAGGUGGCCAAACUGGGACAAGACCAUGAACCCCAGAGUGGAAAAAGCCCGGAUGUCAGCUCAGUGUAUCAGAUCUUCACUGAUGAGGUGCUGGGUUCAGGACAGUUUGGAGUGGUGUAUGGAGGCACCCACAGACAGUCUGGUCAGCCAGUGGCCGUCAAGGUCAUCGACAAAACCCGUUUCCCUACCAAACAGGAGAGACAGUUGAGGAACGAGCAGGCAAUUCUACAGAAUCUGUCCCACCUCGGUAUAGUUCUACUGGAGGGCAUGUUUGAGACCAUGGAGCACGUAUUCAUUGUCAUGGAGAAGCUCCAUGGAGAUAUGCUGGAGAUGAUUCUAUCCAAUGAGAAGGGCCGACUGCCAGAGCGCACCACACGUUUCUUGGUUACACAGAUUCUAGAGGCCCUGCGCUACCUGCACUUCAAACACAUCGCUCAUUGUGACCUGAAACCUGAGAAUGUACUGCUGGCCUCCCCAGACUCUUUCCCUCAGGUAAAGCUGUGUGACUUUGGUUUUGCGCGCAUCAUCGGCGAGAAGUCGUUCCGCCGGUCUGUGGUGGGCACGCCGGCCUACCUGGCACCCGAGGUCAUCAGUAGCCAUGGUUACAACCGCUCGCUGGACAUGUGGGCGGUGGGUGUGGUCCUGUACGUCAGCCUGAGCGGAACGUUCCCCUUCAACGAGGACGAGGACAUCAGACAACAGAUCACCAAUGCUGCCUUCAUGUACCCCCGCCUGCCCUGGUCUAACAUCUCACUAGAGGCCGUGAGUCUUAUCAACAACCUGCUCCAGGUUGCAGUAAGGUGUAGGUUCAGUGUGGGAAAAGCACUGGGACACCCCUGGUUACAGGACUUCCAGUUGUGGUGUGACCUGAGGGAGUUUGAGAAGAGAAUGGGCUGCAGGUACCUGACCCACGAGGGGGACGAGGACCGCUGGAGAUGCCACGCCUUGGACAGGGGCCUGGUCUUCCCCUCUCACCUCACCUGGACCCCCGGGCACGAUGACAGCCUGUGACCCUAGGCCCAAAUGUCAAAGGUGAAGGGUCGGACAAGAUGGCUUCUGGACUACUGGUGUGUUUCAGUGGUGUUCAGCAUAAACAACUGUCUGGAUGCUGUUAGUGGAAGGUGGAGUGGAGUCUGUUUUUAUAGCAGUCUCGUAGAAAAAGAUCACUGGAAGAGAUGACGACUCCAGAUUCGGACACAGUGACAAAUCCUGGACUUUAUGGUGCCCUAGUGGUGCCAGCUCUUGUAGUGGUUAUUUUUUAAUAAAUCAUAAUAUUAAGA
This is a messenger RNA of Oncorhynchus nerka (sockeye salmon), 3131 nucleotides long. RefSeq names its product serine/threonine-protein kinase D3-like. The record is from RefSeq and is a predicted model, not a curated record. Gene Ontology annotation, molecular function: ATP binding; protein kinase activity. Lineage: Eukaryota; Metazoa; Chordata; Actinopteri; Salmoniformes; Salmonidae. Bases 295 to 2862 code for a protein of 855 amino acids. Gene Ontology annotation, biological process: protein phosphorylation. The transcript has 19 exons.